AGAGCACAGCAUUGGGGAAGAAGGCCGCAUGCAUUAAUAAAUUUAAAGAGACUAGGAGAAGGUGCGGAGAAAGUGAAGACAAUGAAUGAUCAGAACACUGCAAAAUCACGAGAAUUGUAUGCAUACGCAAAGAGGGGGAAAUGGGAGGAAGUGAUUGAGAAGUAUAAGGAAGUGCUUAAGGAGCAUAAGAACAACCCAGGGGCUCAGAACAACCCAGGGGCUCAGAACAACCCAGGGGCUAAGAACCCGAAGCUGAACCGACGGGGCGACACGGUGCUGCAUUUGGCUGUGAUUGACAAUCAAGAAGCAAGAGUGGAAGAACUUGUGAGACACAUAAGCGAAGCCCCCAAAAACACACUUACUGAGAAUCAAGAAGAAACAGAAAAAAGAGUUAAGGAAGGCACGGAUAAUUACAAGGAUAUUCUAGAGACUACAAAUGAGAGGGGAAACAAUCCUCUCCACCUUGCUGCAGUGAUGGGGAGCGUGAGAAUGUGCGAAGCCAUUGGUUCAAAGCAUAAUGGGUUGGUGGACAUGAGAAACAACGACGACGAAACACCUCUGUUCUUGGCGGCUGCGUAUGGCAACAAGGACGCCUUUUUUUGCCUUUACAAUUUUUGCAAAGACGACGCCUCUCGAAUCUCCGCCAACUGCAGAGUGAAGCAGGAUGGAGACACCGUGUUACAUCAAGCCCUCAGAAAUGAGCACUUGGAUUUGGCGUUCCAAUUAAUUAACAUGCACAAGGAGGCUAUAAGCUGGGUGAAUGAGGCAGGCCUAACCCCUAUCCAUAUUCUAGCCAGUAAGCCAACUUCCUUCAAAAGUGGUAGCCACAUCAAAGGAUGGCAGCACAUCGUGUAUCACUGCUCAUUUGUGAAACCACUGAAGCAAGGGUUGCAUGGAAGUGUGAAGAAAACGAGAAAGGAAGAUUCUCCUUCCCCUUUUCCCGUUAACUACCGGACAUGCAUCGACUUUUAUAGGGGGAUGAGGGAUAUAAUUUUGACAGUCUGGCAUUUCAAACGCCACAACAAGAAUGACACCAAAAAUGAUGGAGCCAAGAAGCAGAAUGACACCAAAAAUGAUGGAGACAAGAGGAACGGAGACUUGGAAGAACAGAAGCCUCUGAACACUAAAUCAGCUACAAACUUCCCCGUAAACUACACCACUUGCAUCGAUUUUUUUCAUAUUGCUUUCUCGGCCAUCAUGAUCAUUCUUGGGUUCGGAUCCACUGAAAUCAAAAAGAUACGGAAGAAAAAGGAGAAACACACCUGGUCGGUUCAAGUGAUGGAGAAACUUCUUGAAUUGGCUGAGCCCGACAAAUAUGCAGAAGAUGGAAACAGUCCCAUGGAUUCCAAAUUUCAAAACGACGAAGCAAAUGGAGUUACGCUUCCUUACAACUUUGUAGAUAAUGAGGUCCAAUUCAGUCAUUUCAUUGAGGAACCAAAAGAAUUAGAGAAGCCCCAAGACGUGGAAGCACCCGAGUCGGCGAUGUUAUUAGCAGCAAAGAAUGGAGUGAUUGAGAUCGUGAAGGGAACUUUGGAACGUUUUCCGCCGGCAAUCCGUGAUACUACGAAAGAUAAGAAGAAUGUGGUGCUGUUGGCCGCGGAGCACAGGCAGCCGGACGUCUACAGGUUUUUUCUCAAGAGAAGAAAUGAAAUAGACCUGUUUCGAGCGGUGGAUCAUGAGGGCAACAGCGCCUUACAUCUCGCAGCAACCGCCAUAGAUCCAAAGCUUUGGCGCAUCACAGGAGCUGCAUUGCAGAUGCAGUGGGAAGUUAAGUGGUAUAACUACGUGAAGGGGUCUGUGCCACUCCAUUUCUUUCCCUACUGGAACCACCAAGGAAAAACUGCAAGUGCAAUCUUCCGGGAAACCCACAAGGAACUUGCGACAAAGGGUGGGGCGUGGCUUUACAGUACCUCAGAGUCAUGCAGUCUGGUGGCAACCCUGAUUGCAACAGUAGCUUUUGCAACCGCAGCCACCAUCCCAGGCGGCAACGACGAGAGUGGUGGUGCAAAACUGGGAGACGAGCAAGGGUUUUUAAUCUUCUCCUACUCUUCCCUAAUUGCCCUCUGCCUCUCUUCAACCUCAGUCAUCAUGUUUCUAGCCAUCAUGACCUCCAGGUUCGAUAUCAAAGACUUCGGGUUAGCGUUGCCCUGGAAAUUGCUGAUCGGCUUGUGCUGCCUUUACUUUUCGAUCAUCGCCAUGUUGGUUUCCUUCUGUUCGGGGCACUACUUUCUGAUCAUCAAACGUCUUCACAACGAAGCCAUUCUGCUGUAUACACUUACUUUCUUCCCUGUGGCAUUGAUCUUCGGUAUUGUGCAGCUUCCUCUCUACUUCGAUUUGCUGCAGGCUCUUAUCAAAAGAGUGCCUAGAAGAAGCGCCGAGGUCGUCCUAUGCGAUUUGAGCGUGCGGUGCGGUACAAGUAAAAACAAGGAUUGUCCUAAACCUCCAGAUUCUCUUCUUUUUCGUUGUAAUGGAUAAAUUUAGUGAUCUCUGGGAGUGACCCUUUUUCCUUUUCUGUAUUCUUGGUUUUUCUGUCUGGAAAUUUGAUCUAUUUUAAAACAUUGUGUAAAACCCAGUCUUGGUUUCGUAGCUUUCAUUAAAAAGCGUGCGUAUUGAUUAAGGAGAAAGAAUGAAACAGAAUAAAUGGAAU
Messenger RNA from Cucurbita pepo subsp. pepo (vegetable marrow), 2647 nucleotides. RefSeq lists its product as uncharacterized. NCBI's taxonomy places the organism in Eukaryota, Viridiplantae, Streptophyta, Magnoliopsida, Cucurbitales, Cucurbitaceae. Gene Ontology annotation, cellular component: membrane. Gene Ontology annotation, molecular function: protein binding. The record is from RefSeq and is a predicted model, not a curated record.